AUGUGUCACACCAGCUGCUCUUCAGGGUGCCAGCCAUCCUGCUGUGUGUCCAGCUCCUGCCAGCCAUCCUGCUGUGUGUCCAGCCCUUGCCAGCCAUCCUCCUGUUGUGUGCCUGUGAGCUGCAGGCCCACUGUGUGCAUGGCUCCCUCCUGCCAGUCUUCUGUGUGUGUGCCUGUGAGCUGCCGGCCUGUCUGUGUGACCUCCUCCUGCCAGUCAUCUGGAGGCUGCCAACCAUCCUGUCCAACUGUAGUCUGCAGACCUGUGACCUGUAACCCCUCCUGCUGCUGA
Messenger RNA from Mus caroli (Ryukyu mouse), 288 nucleotides. NCBI's taxonomy places the organism in Eukaryota, Metazoa, Chordata, Mammalia, Rodentia, Muridae. The record is from RefSeq and is a predicted model, not a curated record.